UGUCAGCUUUCCUUCAGCCCGUGUGCUCUGCAGUGUUCUGCAGUGAGGAACGGCUGACGGAUCGCCCCAGGAAGCUGUCUGGCUGUGCUUCGCCCAGGGCUCCUGCCUAGCUGCCUGCCUCUGCCCCAGGCCCUGGCCUGACUGCUGCCUGGCUGAGCUCCCUAGUUUCUGGGCCAUUUGCCCAAUCUGUCAGGCUAGUUCCCCAGGCCCUGGCUGAGAAACCCCCAGGCUCUGCCUGGCCUGGCUCCCCAGGACUAAGCUGAAAUCUCCAGCCUCCCUCGGCCAAGUUCCUCAACCUCCCCACCAGGCUUUGGUGUCGAGACCCAGCCUAGUUACUACAGGCUUCACCUCGGGCCCUGUUCCCCAGGCUUGGCCUCAGGGCCCGGCCGAAUAGCCUAGGACUGGGUCCAGCUCCACAGGUCUACUUCCCCAGGAUUGAGUCUAGUUCCUCAGCCUCACCACUAGUUAUUUCUCCAGGCUCUCCUCCAGGCCUAAUUUCCUGGCUUUGGCCUCAGGACCAGGCCAAGAUCCACAGCUUUCACCCCAAGCACCAUUUAUCAGGCUUUGGCCUCAGGACUAGGCCUAGUUGUCCAGGAUUUGGCCUAGGGUUAAGGCUCAGUACUCAGGCUCCUCCAGGUGUAGUUCCCCAGGCUUUGGCCUCAAGAUACGGCCUCGUUCUUCAGGUGCUUCUGGCUCAAUAACCAACCCCCUCCACCUCAGAUCUGGAGAGGAUGCUGGCUGCUCAGGAGAUGGCCCAGCUCUACCAGACAGCCUUCGUGCGCAGCGCCCGGGCAGUGGGGGCGCUCUGGGCCGUCUGCUCACUCUGCUUCACCCUGCUGGAGGUGGUGGUGCUGGCUGAGCCAGCCUGGCUAGUGGCGAAGGGCGUCCGAGGGACGGAGGGUGGGACCCUCGGCCUCUUCCGGUCCUGUGUCGAGACAGGCAGCCCGGCCCGGUGCUGGGGCUCGGUCUUCCGACUCCGGCCGCUGCCCCCCUUCGAGACGGCGGCCUCCUUCGUGGGAACGGCGCUGGGGCUGGGACUGGCCAGUGUCCUCUCCCUCGGCCUCCACCGCUUCUGCAGCAACGCCACCCUCUAUAAGGUCUGCGGCUGGCUCCAGCUCUCUGCCGCCAGCUGCCAGGCCCUGGGCUGCCUGACCUUCGCAGACAGCUGGGACUCGCAGGAGGUGCGGGAGCUCUGUGGCCCGGCGGCUGCCCCCUUCUCCCCGGGACACUGCACCCUGCACUGGGCCUUCACGCUGGCCCUCAUCGGCAUCUUUGACGCCCUUGUCCUCUCCGCCCUCGCCUUCGUCCUGGCCAGCCGGCAAGACACCCUGCUACCCGAGAACUUCAGCGUCAAGGACAAAGCCGGAGUGUUGUGAGGAGACGGGUCCCCGGCGAAGACCCAGAGACGGUGAACAGAACCUUCCCCACCCCC
Molecule: messenger RNA, 1432 nt
Organism: Mobula hypostoma (lesser devil ray)
Lineage: Eukaryota; Metazoa; Chordata; Chondrichthyes; Myliobatiformes; Myliobatidae
Product: LHFPL tetraspan subfamily member 3 protein-like
Exons: 4
Coding region: 732-1376 (214 amino acids)
Biological process (GO): sensory perception of sound
Cellular component (GO): plasma membrane
Source: RefSeq, a predicted model, not a curated record